AUGUGGUGUACUUCACUGGUUGUUGCAGCUUUCUUGGUUGCUAAAUCAAGCGCCACCGAUUCUCUGCUUGAAACCAAGGACUUCAACAUCACUCAAGCCCUUCUUGACCAAGGUGUUGACGUAUUAGAGCUUCCUGUAUCCACGGACGAUGCAAAACGAUCUGGCACUGGUUGCGUUGCUGCUUGCGCCUCUCUGAAGAUACUCUACGGUGAUGCCACUGUUGAGACGAGGGAAGAAAAGGCCUUCGGGGACUUCACAAGCUCGUACUGGUCUUCAAACCAGGCAGAGGUCAAUCCUUACUGUAUCUUCAUUCCUCAGCGGCCGAGUCAAGUUUCUGUAACUGUACUGUUGGCUCGAUUGACAAAGUGUCCUUUCGCUGCCAAGAGUGGCGGCCACGCAGCCUUUGCUGGAGCUUCAUCCGUUGAGGAUGGCAUUACCAUUUCGUUCGCUAACUUGAAAGGUGUCUCUCUGUCUCAAGAUAAGAAGAUUGCUUCGAUUGAGCCUGGAAACACCUGGGGGCCCGUGUAUGAGCAGUUGGCGAAGUCUGAUGUCAGUGUUAUUGGAGGGCGACUCUAUAACAUCGGCGUUGGAGGAUUGACUACGGGAGGUGGUAUCUCAUUCUUCUCAAAUAUUUAUGGCUGGGCUUGCGAUAAUGUUGAGAGCUACGAGUUGGUACUCGCCAAUGGCAUAAUAGUCAAAGCCAGCGCCACAUUAUACCCUGACCUCUACUGGGCUCUUCGCGGAGGCGGUAACAACUUCGGUCUUGUUGUCAAGUUCAACCUCAAGACCAUACCCCUUCCCAAGAGCGAGAUGUGGGGUGGAUCCCGCGUCUAUACAGAAGACAGGUUUGCCGAAGUCACAGACGCACUGUUCAAUAUCCUAAAGAACUCCGCGAAUGACCUUAAGGCAGGAAUCUACGUCCCUUGGAUCUAUUAUGAAGGCAACAAACUGUCUAUGCCCACUAUGUACUACGCCGAGCCUGACGCCGGAAACGCUACUAUAUGGAAGGACUUCAACAAAAUUGAGGCCGUCUCUGAUACCACGCAGAACAGAGUUCUCGCCGCGUGGGGCAAGGAGAUCAUGAGUGACAGCCCCCCGGGACUUCGCGAGGUCUACUACGUUAUUACUACCAAGCUCGAUCACGGCAUCCUGGAAUACACAAGGGAUUACUUUUACAAGACUGUUCUUACGGUUGCUGAUAUUUCUGGCAUUAUACCUGCUUUUGUGGUUCAAGGCAUCACUACUCCCCAGCUCAAGCAGAUGCAGAAGAAUGGAGGCAACGCCCUUGGUAUCGAUCCUGAGGGAGGACCUCUAUUAAUUUUGCAGCUCUCCGUUAUGUGGAAUAAUAAGUCUGACGACGACGCCAUCUACAGCUGGAUCUCUGAUAUCUUCCAGGUAGUAACCAAGGAGGCCAAAGCUCGUGGGGUCAACAACGGCUACGUUUACAUGAACUACGCAAGUCAGUACCAGGAUGUCAUUGCAAGCUACGGGUCAGGCAAUAAGGCUAAGCUGAAGAGCAUUGCAAAGAAGUAUGAUCCUCAACAAGUGUUUCAGAAGCUGCAGCCUGGAUACUUCAAGCUGGAUAGAGCACCUAUUCCUAAUUCUGGAUACUUCUCCCAUUAG
Messenger RNA from Fusarium mangiferae, 1623 nucleotides. RefSeq lists its product as uncharacterized. The record is from RefSeq and is a predicted model, not a curated record. The coding region runs from base 1 to 1623 and encodes 540 amino acids. Lineage: Eukaryota; Fungi; Ascomycota; Sordariomycetes; Hypocreales; Nectriaceae. The transcript has 4 exons. Gene Ontology annotation, molecular function: FAD binding.